AGGAACAACAACACCGCCCACCAAAACCUAUAUAAAUACGCCCACCGAAACUUAAAUUUCCCUUGGAUUAAUUCUUUGAUUCUAUAGCGAUGGAUUUAACAAUAGAAUACGAGUAUAAUUAUAAAGUGUAUCUCACAACGAAUGUUGGCAGUCCAAACACAGUGGCGGUUGAAUUCAACUUCUGCAAAGUUGUUCAGCCUUUUAUUUACUACCCACCUCACCUGAACACAGAUAUUACGUUUCUCCCACGAGAUGUAUCGCUACUCGGAACGUUCCAAACCGAUAUUCCGACGAAUCAUUCGGCGAGUUCAAAUAAAAAUGCGGUAAUGGAGCAUGCCAUGCAAGUCCUGAGCCUUGAGGAGCAGUUUCCAGGACUCACGCGAGACCGCAUUGUGAGAAGACUUGGGUAUAUGGUUAGCAUGAUGGAUUUGGAUGAUUUGGCUUUAUGUGGGAAUAAACUUACAGUUUUUGUUUAUGAGAUUAGCCGAGAAGGACGGGAAGCUAGCUAUGACGACUACUACUACGAAGACGAAGAUGAAUACGAAGAUGGAUUAACAGCGGCACUGGUAGAGUCUAUGGAAGAUGGAGAUGUUCGUAAUUAUAAUACUGCUACGAAAUCAUCUAUUGAAAAGUUGGAAAGGGUGGUGUUGAAUGAUAUUGCGGAUUCGUCGAGAAGCUGUACGAUCUGUAUAAAAGAGAUGGAGGUGGGGAUGGAAGUGAUUCGGAUGCCGUGUUUGCAUUUGUAUCAUGAGGAUUGCAUUGUGGAGUGGCUGGAGAAGUAUAGUCAUUCUUGUCCGCUUUGCCGGUAUGAGAUGCCUGUAGAACAGGAGAGAUUUUAGGUGUUUAAUUUGGUAGUGAUAAGUUGAUGUAAUUCUGAUUUAUGUUCCUUUUAUUGUAUGUUUGAUUUAUAA
Mercurialis annua (annual mercury) is the source of this 911-nucleotide messenger RNA. RefSeq lists its product as uncharacterized. The transcript has a single exon. Lineage: Eukaryota; Viridiplantae; Streptophyta; Magnoliopsida; Malpighiales; Euphorbiaceae. Gene Ontology annotation, biological process: protein ubiquitination. The record is from RefSeq and is a predicted model, not a curated record. Gene Ontology annotation, molecular function: ubiquitin protein ligase activity. Bases 90 to 839 code for a protein of 249 amino acids. Gene Ontology annotation, cellular component: cytoplasm.